GCGGGGGCGGGGCCGCGGCGACGCGGGGUUGACAGGCGCAGAUGGCGGCGGCGCAGGGCUCCUGAGCCGGAGGCGGCCAUGAGCGCCGCCCGGCCCCAGUUCAGCAUCGAUGACGCCUUCGAGCUGUCCCUGGAGGACGCGGGUCCCGGGCCCGAGUCCAGCGGGGUCGCCCGCUUCGGGCCGCUGCACUUCGAGCGCCGGGCCCGGUUCGAGGUUGCCGACGAGGACAAGCAGUCCCGGCUGCGCUACCAGAACCUGGAGAAUGAUGAGGAUGGAGCCCAGGCCUCGCCAGAACCGGAUGGGGGAGUCAGCACCAGGGAUUCUGGCCGAACAUCUAUACGCAGCUCCCAGUGGUCCUUUAGCACCAUCAGCAAUAGCACCCAGCACACCUACCAUUCCUGCUGCAGCUGGACCAAACAUCCUUUGAUCCAGAAGAACCUCCGGGUUGUGCUAGCCUCCUUCCUGCUCCUGCUGCUGGGGACAGCGCUGAUCCUGGUCGGCGUGGGACUGGAGGCGGCCCCCUCGCCAGGUGAGCGCCCCUUCCCACCCGAAGGCAGCAGCCUUGGCCUUGCGCCCGAGGUCUACCACGUGAUCUUUAUCUACUGCGCCGUCAAAGGCCACCGGGGCUUCCAGUUCUUCUACCUGCCCUACUUCGAGAAGUGAGCCGCUGGCGGCACGGUCGAUGCCUGCGUUUCGAGGCCGGGAGGCCGAGCCGUCACCUCGCGCGGGGAGGCUACUCCGAACUGUGCGCCUCUUCUCAAGGGAAGAGGUCCUCUGGGACCCUCGCAACCCCAUACCCCCAGGAGUUUGCUCAGGAAGUGUGGGGCGCCACCCCUUGCCUGCUUUGUGCCUUAACUUAUUCUCAGGCCCUGGAGUGUUGAGUCGAUGUUAUUUUGUGCUAAUAAAAGGAUCAUUAAUUCCA
Ictidomys tridecemlineatus (thirteen-lined ground squirrel) is the source of this 922-nucleotide messenger RNA. Lineage: Eukaryota; Metazoa; Chordata; Mammalia; Rodentia; Sciuridae. The record is from RefSeq and is a predicted model, not a curated record.